Silurus meridionalis is the source of this 2740-nucleotide messenger RNA. It is a transcript of the gene slc13a4, whose product is annotated as solute carrier family 13 member 4. Gene Ontology annotation, cellular component: membrane. Gene Ontology annotation, molecular function: transmembrane transporter activity. NCBI's taxonomy places the organism in Eukaryota, Metazoa, Chordata, Actinopteri, Siluriformes, Siluridae. The transcript is spliced from 16 exons. Bases 422 to 2296 code for a protein of 624 amino acids. Gene Ontology annotation, biological process: monoatomic anion transmembrane transport. The record is from RefSeq and is a predicted model, not a curated record.
GAAAUUUGCGGACUUUGCAGAGUCACAUUAUGUAAUAGCAGAACUUCAUGGGUUUCUGCUGGUUUGUUUUACAGUGCUUUAGGUUGUAUGAAUGCUGGAAAUAAGAAAACCCUGAAAAUGCCUAAACACAGAUGAAAACGCUUUUUGAAGAGACUAAAUGAGUGAUGAAAGUGGGAAUUUCUUCUUAGGGCUGGAAACAAGAGAACACCAAAAGAAAAAGCUUUUUUGCACAUCUUUUUACACUUUUGGAAAAAAAAUGCAUAAAGGGAAAGUUUUUUUGUAGUAGAAUAAGUGGCUCAGGAACUUCAUUAUUACUGUAAAAGCUGAAUAGAAUUUACAGCACGUUCGUGAGGGGAAAAAAAGGAAAGAAAAACACAUCUAAAGAAACCAAAAGAGAAUUCUUUGGCUGGAGACAUCAAGAAUGGACCUGUUUAGAAAACUGUGGGUGGCGAGGAAGCUGAUUCUCGUGGUAAUGAUCCCACUUUCCCUUCUGCCUCUUCCUCUCAUCCAUCCCAGCAGUGAGUCAUCCUGUGCUUAUGUGCUGAUUGUGACAGCAGUGUACUGGGUCUCGGAGGCAGUGCCUUUGGGGGCGGCAGCGUUGGUGCCGGCAUUCUUAUACCCGCUGUUCGGGGUUCUCAAAUCAAGUGAGGUAGCCUCGGAGUACUUUAAGGACACAACGCUCCUGCUGAUGGGAGUUAUCUGCUUGGCUGCUUCUAUCGAAAAGUGGAACCUGCACAAGCGCAUCGCUCUGCGCAUGGUUAUGAUAGCGGGAGCCAAACCUGGCAUGCUGGUGUUGGGGUUCAUGUGCGGCACCGUCUUCCUGUCAAUGUGGCUGAGUAACACGUCCACCACGGCCAUGGUGAUGCCGAUAGCCGAGGCCGUGCUGCAGCAAAUCAUUUACACCGGCAUCGCUGACUCUUACGACGACUCGGACACUGUGGAGACACAAGAGGAUGAAAACGAAAAAGAAAAGAACCUGAGCAGGAACCAUCUCGAGCUCGUAAACACUACUAACAAUUGUAAGAAAGCAGAAUUUUGCACAGUUGUUGAGGAUGUUAAUGGGGUUGCAUCGAAACCAGUUCAGGGAACAGAUUUCCCAAAGCAGAAUAACGGACGUUUACCUGAGAAACCCAAAAUCCGAAGGGACUCCCUGUACCCAACCAAGAAGGACCACAUGAUCUGCAAGUGCUUGUCUCUGAGCAUCACAUAUGCAGCCACUAUUGGCGGCCUCAUCACCAUCACGGGCACCUCCACCAAUCUCAUCUUCGCAGAGCAGUUCAACAAUCGAUACCCAGAUGCCAAAGUCAUCAAUUUUGGAACGUGGUUCAUCUUCAGCCUGCCUAUUGCUCUCAUUAUGCUGGUUCUAACUUGGCUCUGGCUUCAUUUCCUGUUUCUGGGAUGCAAUUUCAGGGAAACUUGUUCUUGGAGUAAGAAACGCAAAACCAAGCGGGAGAUCCUCGCCGAGAAACGAAUCCAUGAAGAAUACCAGAAGCUUGGUGCUAUAAGUUACCCAGAAGUUGUAACAGGAGUCUUCUUCAUAUUGAUGACCUUGCUGUGGUUCACCAGAGAACCGGGAUUUGUCCCCGGCUGGACGUUCCUGUUUGAGAAGAAAGGUUACAGGACUGAUGCCACGGUUUCCGUGCUGCUCGGCUUCCUGCUAUUCCUCAUCCCGGCACGCAAGCCCUGGGGGUCUUCGUCUCGAAGCAAAAGCACAGUGAAUGAGUGCAAGGAGGACAAGGAGGAUGAAGAGGAAGACCCCUUGGCACCCAUGAUCACGUGGAAAGACUUCUUGAGACUGAUGCCGUGGGAGAUUGUGAUUCUGGUUGGAGCAGGGUAUGCGCUGGCAGCAGGGUGUAAGGUUUCAGGUUUGUCCAUGUGGAUCGGGCGUCAGCUGGAGCCGAUGAGUGGCCUGCCCCUGUGGGCCGUCACUCUACUUGCUUGCCUUCUCGUGUCUGCUGUGACCGAAUUCGCCAGCAACCCUGCCACUCUGACCGUGUUCCUGCCCAUCCUGUCUGCUCUGUCGGAGACGCUGCAGAUUAACCCCCUCCACACACUCAUCCCCGCCACCAUGUGCGUCUCCUUCGGAGUCAUGCUGCCUGUAGGAAACCCGCCGAACGCCAUCGUGUUCAGUUACGGACAUGUGAAAAUCAGCGACAUGGUUAAAGCCGGGUUCGGGGUCAAUCUGAUCGGCGUGCUGGUGGUCCUGCUGGCUAUAAGCACAUGGGGAGUCCCGCUGUUCCAGCUGUCGGAUUUCCCCGCUUGGGCAGUCAUGAGGAACGUAACCCAAAGCUUGUAGGCACACAUGGGAACGAGUGUGAGAGCGAGUAAGAAGCUGAAACCGAUUGGAAUGGACAAGUUUUUUUUUAAUAUACGGUGCAACAGUUUUCGGAUUGCCUGCGAAAGGGCCGUAGCUAAAACACUUUGGGCAACAUUGGGAAAUACGACGACCUCCUCGUGGCUUUUAUUCGAUGGCGAUGCGGUUUUAUAGAAUAAAUAAUGCCUGGUCAGUGAAGCACAGUUCUUUAACACGCUGUAGUUGAACAUGGCUUUAGGUGGAAAGUCGUGUUCGGGUAUAAAAUCAUGGCCGCCGUAGCCGUAAGUUUUGCGCGAUCUCACAUUGCUACUGUAACCCGAUUUACGGUCAUGUCCCGUAAAUACGCUCUGUGAUGUACUACGUGAUCAGACGUUUAUUUGCAAACGACAUCUUUACAAACUGCAAUAAAAUAUUAACAACAAAGAA